GUAUCGAUGUAUCUGUAUCUAUGACUUAAGUCCGGCAUCGAUUUCACAACAACAAAAAAGUACUUGUUGCUGAACAAAAGACCCAAUAUUGAACACCGAGAAUGGAGCAGGACCACUACAUGAUUCUGGGAUUGGCCCCGUCGGCCACCGGCGAGGAUAUCGUAAAGGCCUACAGGCGGAUGGCCAUUAUUUAUCACCCGGAUAAGAAUGGCCACCCCCAAACGGAGGAGUAUUUCAAGAAGAUUAAGCUGGCGUUUGAAGUUCUUUCCGACGAGGACAGAAGGGCGAAGUACGAUCUCAGUUUAAGGAACCGUAAUAAAAGGCCUGCCGGAACCCACAACUACCAACAAAACGAUCAGGCGGAAGCCCCGGAUUUUCUUCCAGCAAUUUGCGCCAUUGGCGGUAUUUUGGUGGGUGCCUUUAUGGGAUUUAGUGCUUUCAGGGCUUUCAACGGAUCGAACCAGAAUUAAGUGCAAUCGACUUCCAUGCACUGAAAAUAUCAAAAUUGUACAUUGGGUGUGAGCAAUAAUAUAUACAUAGUUUCGGCUACAUCUCAUUUAGUUAUAGAUCAGGCGAAUUUAAACAACAUCAUAUUGGCUUAUUGAUAUGAAAAUAGCAAAAUUACAACUGUGUAUAUUAUUUUUAAAAUUCAAGGCUUGUAAAAUAUAAAUAAGUUUUUUAAUUCGA
Messenger RNA from Drosophila rhopaloa, 687 nucleotides. Its product is annotated as dnaJ homolog subfamily B member 4-like. The coding region runs from base 102 to 470 and encodes 122 amino acids. NCBI's taxonomy places the organism in Eukaryota, Metazoa, Arthropoda, Insecta, Diptera, Drosophilidae. The record is from RefSeq and is a predicted model, not a curated record. Gene Ontology annotation, biological process: cellular response to misfolded protein. Gene Ontology annotation, cellular component: endoplasmic reticulum membrane. Gene Ontology annotation, molecular function: Hsp70 protein binding. The transcript is spliced from 2 exons.